Molecule: messenger RNA, 3002 nt
Organism: Gamsiella multidivaricata
Lineage: Eukaryota; Fungi; Mortierellomycota; Mortierellomycetes; Mortierellales; Mortierellaceae
Exons: 2
Coding region: 92-2866 (924 amino acids)
Biological process (GO): SCF-dependent proteasomal ubiquitin-dependent protein catabolic process
Cellular component (GO): SCF ubiquitin ligase complex
Source: RefSeq, a predicted model, not a curated record
GUGACUUCCUUCCGUGCGCUCUCUUCUCUUGACGUGUUUGGGCCCUGGACGCGGUCUCUUAUGCAGGCAGAUCUCCUCCGCUCUCUUCGCCAUGCACCAUGCAGCCCAUAGCCACGUAACUAAUCCCGCCCACAGCAACGCCGACGCCAUGGACAUAGAUCAGGUCGAACCGCUCGACAGCGCCAUGGAAGCCAACUUCAACGGGAUCCCACCCACGAAAAGCGCCUCCUGGCAGGCUCACUCAAGCCCUGUCGCUAUCCCAGAGAUCCUUACCUUAACCCUCGCGCACCUCGACAGGAAAAGCCUUGUCGCCACCACAACUGUUGCUCGCGUCUGGAGCGAAAGCGCCAUCCCGCUGCUAUGGAGAUCCCUCCUGCGCCCACCCCUCACACCCGCAUUCUUUAGCCUCCUCGCCAAGAAUGGGCAUCAUGUUCAGCACCUGGACCUCGUCCUCAAUACCGAAAACGAGACUUAUGCAGUCGUCCCCAUGGAGCUCACUCGAAUUCUCAAGGUCACUCCGCGGAUCAAGAGCCUAGUGUUGCAGCUCUCACAUGGUGCUCCCCCCGAAACCAUCUCCUCGUUGCUCCGAGUUAUUACUGCUUUCGCCGCGAGUUUGAACGAGCUGGCCCUUGGGAUUGGCGAGAUGAACAGCGAGGACGCGACUGAGUUCUUUUCAUCACUCACAUCCAUCAAGAAAUUAGAACUCAUUCGCUUUGCAAGCUCCGAUGCCCUACGGGCGAUUGCAGAGGCGCAGCGCAAACACCCAACAGGACUCUAUCACUUCGGCACAACAUCAAGACUGACGGCGGGCACCCCACCAGGUGCGGCAACGAUCAACACGCAAAUGCUCCUCUUUGACGAUGCAUCACUCAGCUCUCUCGCCUCCAGAGUACCCGGCCUUAAGGAGGUGAGCGUCGUCAACAAUAUCACCCUUACCGCAACAGGACUUGUUGAUCUCGCCAGUCACUGCAAGGGUCUGACACGUCUACGCCUCGACUGUUGCAUGACCAUCGCUCCUGUUGGCUUCGAAUACUUGUUCGAGGCGUGCACAUCGCUGAAAGAGGUUCGACUUGGUCAUACGCAGGUGCAAGACGACGCCCUCGUCGCGCUCUCCACACCCGCGUCCCGAGCUGCCAACCUUCAAAUCUUAUGUGUGUCGCGCUGUCGUAACGUGACAAGCUUCGGGAUUCGGAACAUUGUCGAGUUUUGCGACAAUUUAGUAGAACUGGACAUCAGCUUGUGCUCGACUGUGUCGUUAGAUGUCUUUGAGGAUCCAGCUUGGACGUGCUCACAACUCGAAAUACUCAAAAUGGACUUCACGUUCCGGAACAGACCACCCGUAACCAACAAUUCUCAGGCACUGCAGGAACAACCUCAGGUAUCUGGCGCCAUGAUGGUGGAACUGACGGCUAUGUACCGCCAGAUCGGAAGACUCGCGCGGCUAAAGGAACUACACAUGGGUGGAACGACGUUUGAUCUCAAGCUGUUUGAAUUCGGUCGUAAAGGUCUAGAGGCACUCGCGAGGUUGAAGGUCUUGAAGUUACGAAACAUGUUCACGACGCUGUCGAACAAGGAGAUCAUCUGGCUGACAACGCGCUUUCCUAGUCUACGCAAGUUGGAGAUGGACAAGGGCGCUGUGAACCCAAGCUUCCUGAAGGACCUCGAGGAUAUUAACGGACAGAUCGAAGUUGUGCUUAUCGACAGGUACACAGACAUCGAAGCUUUCAUCGACCACAUGCAACAUGGUCCAGCAUCAGUACAGGAAGCUAUGGAAGAGGAAGGGGAAGGGUUAGAUUUGGCAGCUCCUCCCUUGGCUACGGAUUCCGACUCAGACGAUGAGCCGCAAAAUAAUGGCACCUGGGGUAACAACUGGAACACUAUGGAUACGGACGAUGAGAGUAUUCACACUAAUUCAACUAUGUCGAUGGCCCAGCACGAUGCACACCACGAUAUCGACAGUAGCUUCAGUGACGACUCUAGCGACCACAAUGAGAAUCACAGCAGCCAUUAUGACGAUGACGAUAGCAGCGAUGGCGAGGACCCGCACUCUAUUGAUCGCCAUUAUUCGAGUUCUCCUCCUCUAGUCCAAUCGUAUUCGGACUCUGAAGACGACGAGGAGCGCGAGUACCAACGACUGCUACGUGAGGAAGAGGAGGAGGAGAAGCGCGAGAUGGAUUUGCAGCAGCGCGAAGACGAGGAAGAGGAGCGGCUUUACGAACAAAGGUUAAGGGAGAUGGAAGAGGAGGAAGAGCUGGAAUAUCAACGAAUGCUCCGCGAAGAGGAAGAAGAAUUGGAGCGUGACUACCAAAGAUUUCUACGCGAAGAGGAAGAAGCAGAGGGGGAAGAGGAAGAGGAGGAAGCAGAGGAGGAAGAGGAAGAGGAGGAAACAGAGGAGGAAGAGGAAGAAGCAGAGGAGGAAGAACGAAAGCGCUUACAUUGGAAAGAUAGAGCCGAGGUGGAGAAGGUGGAGGAACGAGAACGCUUGGAGAAAGAAGCCGAACCGGAAGAUGAGGAUGAAGAUGCGGACGACUGCGACAGACCACUUCAAAAGAAACCGGAAAGUGUAUUCUCGGUCAGCGGAGUGGUCUUUACAACCUCUGAUUUCACGGACGAAUAUGAUUCUGAAUCAGACCGCUAUGGAAGUAGAAGUCAGAGCAACAGUGUCAUGGACGAGCGAAGCGAUAGCGAUUCUGGUGAGUACAGAAAUCAGACCUCUGCGAUCGAUUCGGAUGUUGCAAGCCAUUACAGCGACGAAGAAAGCGGUAUCUCCAGCGACGCAUAUGAUCCCUACGAUGACGGCCCCCGGACCAAUGCCAUUAGUGACAACGAUGACGAUGAAAGUGAUAGUUACGACUCUGACUAUUGAAGGUACCACUCAUCUUCUUGGCCAUGUGCAUAUUAAGCGUCCACACACCUCUUCCCAACGACACUACAUAUCGCAUCCUCAUUGCAUCGAACAAUGAAUUGUACAUUCAAAAACAAAUGACUUUAUUACUGUCGCC